AUGCGAUAUCUUGCCGUUUUUGUCAUUUUCUUCGGCUUCUGCUUAUUUUCUACAGGUUUCUUUGUCUUUUUCAAUCAAUCUUUUGAUGAAUUGCUGGAAAUUUAGAUGGCCGAAGACGUCGCUCACAGCGAGCAAAGGUGAGUUCAUUUUAGCGCAGAGCUUCCUUGGAAAAAGUUGGAAAUCCAAAAAUUUUUUUGAUUGUUGAUACUGUUAAAAAGAAUUUUACGCUGAAAAAUAAUCAGACAAAGUAUCAAAUAAAAAGGAAGAUAUUAUAAUAGUGUGAAGAAGCGUAUCAAAAACAAAAAUUAAACAAAAAGAAAAAUGCCGUGUUCAAUUUGAUUCCGCGAAAUGCAAAAUGAUCUCUGACUCUCCAAAAUUUAGUGAUAUUUUCCUUUCUCUAACGGGUAUUUUGCAUUUCGCGGAAUCAAAUUGAACACGGCAAAAAAUUUUUAAAAAACGAAAAACAUUUUUGGUCAGAAAAUAUGAAUUUUGCGUGAAGGGUAUUCUGGAGCAACUAUGCUCUAUAGACAAAAUGUGUUGAUUUUUCAAAAAUUUCGAGAAAUUCUUUCAUUUCUUCCCAUUUUCUCAUUUCUCGUUUCUUUCUAUUGCUUUUAUAAAAUUCCCCGUCUUGGAAGCCACUGAUUUGAAUGGACUUAGUAGAUUUUGAUUUUUAUCGUACUUAACUUUUAAAUUUUUAACUUUUUUAGUUUUUCUUUUCAAAAAGUCGGACUUGCAUCUUCAAGCUCUUUCUUUUGUUGGUUUUCUUAUCUCGAACUCCCCUUUGAAUGCCUUCAUCAUGGAAAACCUCUGUUUUUAUUGAAAAAUUAAGGAGCCAGUACCAUUCCCUUUCGGAAUCGAAACGAGGCGCGAUCCGUUUGCCCCAGGCGCUGGAAUGUGAGCUUCAUAUAAUUCAUAUUUGAUACGUGGGCAUUAUAUGUUUUCCAACAUUCAAUGCGCUUCCCAAACCAGAAUCGUACUACAAACGGGCAACGCUUUUUCAAUUUUGGGCUUUCAAUUUUUUUUUUUUUUCAGAGGAGAAACUCUACAGAAAAGCCGCUCUGUACAUCCGUUAUCGACUCAUAUUUAUACUGAAGGCAAUGAUUGGGGUUGGAUAGAAGAAAAGGUAAAAUAACUUCUUUUGCAGUUUAGAAAAUAAAUUUUUAGAGAUUUUUUGCAUAAAAAACAUUUGAUAUUACAAAUGCUGCAGGAAGUCAAAGUGAAAGAAGACGUGAAGAGGAAAACAGACGAAGAAGAGAAGACUGACGACGAGAAGGCGGCGGCAGAUCUGACGGAGGCGAUUCGGAAUGCCCAGUAUGGCAUUACGACGACCGUUUUGCCUCCAGAUCCAAGGCACAACGGCCUUCUGAAGGACGUCGGCAGCGUUGGUUCGUUGAAAAACGAAAAUUGUUUGAUUCAAAAAAAGGAUAAAGUGCUUCCAGAAAAUUUCUUACUGAUUUUUUAUACGUUCAAAAUUGAUUUUUAGGAGUUGGAUUUGGCGUCGGCGUUGGCGUGCCCGGUAAUGAUCCAGUAGCCGUCUCCGCGAGGGUAUUUCUAAAAUUAUUUUACCUUUUUAAUAUGCCUACUCAAUACGAUGUACAUUAUCUGAAAAUACUAAAAAGAAUAUUUCUUGUUACUAAAAAGAAUAUUUCUUGUUGCGUUCAUAUUUACUCUGCAACAUUUUUCGGAAUCAUUUUGACAAAUUUUCAUCAUUUAUUCUUCAGGUAGCCGUCGGUCUGGACGGUUCUGGCCCGGCGGCGGGUCUUCCCGCAGUCUACGAGUACAUCUACCCAAGGCCGGUGAGCAUACACGUUUAUUAGGCGCGCAGGUGUUCAAAUCGCAGCCGUCUGAAGCGAUUAGCCACCGCUUAUAAUUAGACAUAUCAAAACAGCUUAAUUGUUUCUAACUUCUACAAAAAAUCAGCUUUUUUCAGGUCUGAAAAACCAGCAAAAUCAGCUUUUUCUCUGCUGAUGGGGUCAAAUUUGGGAGCGUUUUGUUGCAAAGAGAAGCGACUAUGAAAAGAUCUCCACCAGCCAAGGACUAUUUCUUCUUUUAUCUUGUAAAGACCAUUUUUUCGAUGGUUCAAGUCAGCGGUGAAAUUUUCUCGCUUUGACUUGAAAAAAGAUUCCACUAAUAUCUGCUAGGAGGCGUCAGACCUUAAACGACUUGCGCGCUUGGUUGUUGGAUUCUAAAAAAAAAGGUGGACAGUAUACCAGAAGGUAAAAUAGCGAUUAAAAUCGCAACGUCAUGAGUCAUUCCAUUUGUGACCACGGCUUUUCAAAAUUUAAUAAUGUACAAAUUGGAAAAAAAUUCCAAGAGCCGCAAAAAACUUUGCGAUUAUCUCAAUUCCUUUUGAGAUCAAAAUAUACAAAAAAGUAUAAUUUUUACUCUGCUGACUUCCCUUUUAAGAAUUUUCAUACUUAAUUAAUUUUUUCAAUUGACAUGUCUUGUACUGUGAGAAAUUAUUAGUUCCUCAUUCAUGCAUUUUUCGUAGAAAAUUCCGUUUCAUGAAGACUUUCAUCUUUUAAUUUUUUGAAAAAGAAUCACAUUACAUUGUUGAAAUUUAACCUGGAAGCAAAGUGGAAAAUUAUUUUUUUUUUUACCAAGAACUGAUCCUUAUACGUCAGAGAACCGUCGAAACUGUUAGUGAGUCUGUCGGCAGGAAAAAUCAGAAAAUGGGGCGAUUUCGAUAUUAAGCAGAAGGCAUCAGGUAACACGUAAAGAAGUUUACCUGCGGCACCACUACUUAGCAUCGGAAAACGCGAGGAAUGAGCGGGGGGCUGAUAAGAGGCAAAGGUGGGCGAAGCAGGUGAAAUGCUUCGGAGGCCAGGCGGGGGCGGCUUAUAUGUGCCUCGGCGGCUGAAUGAAGCUGUGCACACGGAUUGAAUUGAAUGGACACGUGGAUGACGCGGCUGCAGGACCGCAAAUGUUUUGUAACUCUCGAGAAUGAAACGAAUCGAGGAUCUGUACAGAGGCGUCGCCAAUCGAUUGUUCUUGCCAAAAGCCAAUCAUUUUCUCACCGCGUUCAGAGUGAAACCGUCACGUGUAUAGUUCAUAAAAACGAUUUUUUCGGCGCAGGAAACGUCUUACACUGACAAGAGAGUCUUUUUACUCCGAAAAGCAGAAAUUUAUGAAAAAGUUGCACUUUUUGAAGUUCGUAAACCGAGUCCCGAAAGUCUAUCAGCUCAGAGUCAUCUUUUUCGCCGAAUCUUCAAUUUUCUUGCACAGAUUUCGGUAUAAAAAUUGUGAAAAAUUUGCACAAAAAUUGCUGAAAUUGCUAUGAGCGUAAAACUGUAUUUUUUCAAUUUCACUUCGUUGGAAAACAAAUUUCGGAGAAAAGAUGGUGAAUAGAAAAAAGUUAAACUUUUAAAAGCGCCUUAUUCCGCAAAAAUUUUGGUGUCCCGCAACAGUUCUAUUUCUACAUUCGUUACUGGUUUCAUAGUAAAUAGUACAAAAUGAAGAUAUGUACAGAGGCGAUAGUGCGCAAAAAAAAGCUGAUAUGUUUCCCAUGUUCUCAACAUUUUGCGACAGCAAAAGGUGUUGAUAAAAUCAGCGUUGAAAGUUUCUCUGCGUACAGAGCUAAAAAUAAAAUUGUUUAUCGUUCUUUUUGUCAAAGAAAAGUUUUGGAAAAAAGUACUGUCCAUCUUAUUUCAGGGUGAACAUCAGUCGCUGAAUGACUACGACGGCAACAAGGACCUCAUUCAGUCCGGCAAGGCGAAGAAGUACUUCGACGCAGUUCGAGUGAGACCUUUCAAAUUCCCCAUCAGUAGUACUUUGAACAAAUUUUCCAGCUUGGCUGGAUCAAGGUACCACAGUACCAGGCGCCGAAGUCGACGGCCGAAGUGAGCGGCGGCAUUGGAAUCGGCACGAAUACACCCACGGGCGGCAAAUGA
This is a messenger RNA of Caenorhabditis auriculariae, 3890 nucleotides long. NCBI's taxonomy places the organism in Eukaryota, Metazoa, Nematoda, Chromadorea, Rhabditida, Rhabditidae. The record is from the annotation of a GenBank genome assembly.